Molecule: messenger RNA, 498 nt
Organism: Ochlerotatus camptorhynchus
Lineage: Eukaryota; Metazoa; Arthropoda; Insecta; Diptera; Culicidae
Exons: 1
Coding region: 1-498 (165 amino acids)
Molecular function (GO): nucleic acid binding
Source: RefSeq, a predicted model, not a curated record
AUGGUAGUAACGUACUACCACCAGAAGCUUCUGCACGCUGGCCCACAGCUAAUGAUCGCUAGUCUUCGGGAACAGUAUUGGCCACUGAGAGUACGCAACCUGGCGCGGAAAGUGGUGCAAAGCUGCCUAAAAUGCUACCAUUGCAAACCAACCGUCCAAGAGCAGCUGAUGGGGGACCUUCCCAGCGAACGGGUGACGCUAACGUACCCGUUUUUAAAAACCGGCGUUGAUCUUUGCGGUCCGCUUUUCUAUCGUCACGGUGGCCGCAAGACAUCUCCGGUGAAAUGUUAUGUCGCCAUCUUCGUGUGCCUGGUCACAAAGGCGGUACACAUCGAAUUGGUUGCAAACUUAACUACAAAUGCCUUCAUAUCUGCCAUGAAACGGUUCAUUGCACGACGCUCGAAGCCGGCAAUUAUCGAAUGCGACAAUUUCCAAGGAGCUUCCCGAGCACUGGAGCUUCCCAGCAGCACCAACAUGCCAUCGUUUCCUAUUGCGUAG